Messenger RNA from Papilio polytes (common Mormon), 4322 nucleotides. RefSeq names its product putative DNA helicase Ino80 (gene Ino80). Gene Ontology annotation, cellular component: Ino80 complex. Lineage: Eukaryota; Metazoa; Arthropoda; Insecta; Lepidoptera; Papilionidae. The transcript is spliced from 27 exons. Gene Ontology annotation, molecular function: ATP-dependent chromatin remodeler activity; histone binding; ATP hydrolysis activity. The record is from RefSeq and is a predicted model, not a curated record. The annotation marks the transcript as partial. Gene Ontology annotation, biological process: DNA repair.
UUCGUGUUUUUUCAAGCUCAAAUACGAAAUGAGUAGUUAUGUGCGCCGCUCGGGCGGCGACAUUGACAGCGAUUUGUCGAAUAUUCUCGUUCGCCAUUUUGUGAAUGCUAUGGAGUUUUGUGUUAAGUAAUCACCGUGAGGUAAUUUCAGCGGAUACAAAAUUCAGCACUAUGUCUGAGAAAUCAGAUGCGGGUAAGACGGUGCUUAAGCCACAUGAAGUUGCCAAACCAAUACAUCUGCAAAGGCUGGAAGCCGCCUUAGAUAUCAGACCUUUUGUGAAUCAAGUAGAAAGAAUUCUAAAUUCAGAUGGUGGCAGUUGCAGUGAAGAUGAUUCAGACUCUAUUUUUGAAAAGGAAAUGGGCAGAGGUGAUAAAUUAAUGCAUGGUAUCCUUACUACAAAACAAGAACGUCAAAGUGAUCGUCUGCGUCUUUAUAACUUGGCCUCUGUUGGUGAGGAGAGAGAAUGGCUUCGUGAUAUUUUGCUAUCAUCAAGUAAUGAAUCAAGUAGCGAAGAUGAAACAACAGCUGCAAAAGACAUUAGGAUAAAGAGGCUUCUGAAAGAGAGAUAUUAUCACAAUAAAUAUGCUAAGAAGUAUUAUAAAGAUCCAGGGAAUUCCCGAUACAUGUACUAUGGUGCGGGUUUACUAUCAACCAUUGAUAGAUACCCAGAGCGUAGAAUCAACCAUCCUCUGCAGCAACAGCCAUCAUCAAGAGGCCGCAGAGGGAGGCCGGCUGAAAGAGGUGCAAUCAGAGGUCUACAGAAAGCUAGACGAGGUCGGAAUAGAGAGAACAGGGUUGGUGUUAAUGAAGGAAAUGAUAUGCCUGAUGGAAUGGAUUGGGAAGAACAAUUGCGAAAUUUGAAAGAAGAAAAUGAUACUGAUGAGUUUACAAUUAUAGAAAAACCAGGAGCUAGGGGUAGAAAGAAACUAUCAACAUUAAAGAGUCCUGAAGCAUUAACGGCUCGUCGCCGACGUCAUUGGCAGUUGUUAGUAAAGAAGGAGCUCGGUAAAGUGCAGCGAGCUCGGGGUGCAGCACACCGUGAGAUGGUGCUGCACAGCAAGCGGCUGGCCACACUCUGCUGCAAGCACUGGAGACAUGUUGCUAUGCAGUCACAAAAGAACAUGAAGGAGACGGUGUGGCGCUGCAAGCGGCUGAGUCGCGAGAUGCAGGCCUACUGGCGCCGCUACGACCGCGCCGAGCGGGAGACGCGCAGACGUAUGGAGCGCGAGGCUGAGGAACAGAGGAAGAUGGACGUGGAACUGAUGGAAGCGAAGCGGCAACGUCGCAAGUUGAACUUCCUGAUAACUCAGACGGAGCUGUACGCGCACUUCAUGCAGCGCAAGCUGAGUGCGGGCGGCGCGGGGGGCGCGGGGGGCGCGGGCGGGGACGACGACUGCGGCACCGACCGCAUACUGCGACAGCUGGAUGAAGACCGCGACCCACGGCUCGCCGGAAUUGAUAACUAUGAUAGCGAGGCGAUGAAAGCGCGUGCGUCGCGUAACGCACGCGAGGCGUUCCGCGCGGAGCGAGCGCGUGCGCGGCAGUUCGGCGCGGCGACGGACACGCCCCCCGGGGACCACGCACAGCCUAACAUAUUCCGCGGCACGCUCAAGGGAUACCAACUUAAAGGAAUGAACUGGCUAGCUAAUCUAUACGACCAGGGCAUCAGCGGCAUCCUGGCGGACGAGAUGGGGCUGGGCAAGACGGUGCAGUGCAUCGCGUUCCUGUGCCACGUGGCGGAGCGCCUCGGCGUGUGGGGGCCCUUCCUCGUGGUGUCGCCCGCCUCCACGCUGCACAACUGGCAGCAGGAGAUGCAGAGAUUCGUGCCGGACUUUAAAGUUGUACCGUACUGGGGCAGUCCCAGCGAGCGUAAGAUAUUACGUCAGUUCUGGGAGCGCAAGGACCUGCACACGAGGCAGGCGGCCUUCCACGUGGUGGUCACUUCCUACCAGAUCGUGGUCUCCGACCUCAAGUACCUGAACCGCGUGUCCUGGCAGUACAUGAUCCUCGAUGAAGCUCAGGCUAUUAAAAGCUCCGCUAGUAUGAGAUGGAAGUUGUUACUAGGCUUCAGUUGUAGGAAUAGACUGCUUUUGUCAGGUACACCGAUACAAAACAGUAUGGCGGAGUUGUGGGCAUUAUUGCAUUUUAUAAUGCCGACAUUAUUCGACUCGCACGAGGAAUUCAACGAGUGGUUCUCCAAAGAUAUUGAGAGUCACGCCGAGAACAAGAGCACUAUUGAUGAAAAGCAUCUAUCUCGCUUGCACAUGAUAUUGAAGCCGUUCAUGUUACGACGCAUCAAGAAGGAUGUGGAGAACGAAUUGUCUGAUAAAAUUGAGAUUAUGGUUCACUGCCCUUUAACUAUAAGACAAAAACUACUAUAUAUAGCUUUAAAGAAGAAAAUAAAAAUCGAAGAAUUACUACAUUAUUCAGUGGGAGCGGAAUCUGGUCAUAAUGUUGAUAAGAAUUUCACAUCGAAUCUAAUGAAUUUAGUUAUGCAAUUUAGAAAGGUAUGUAAUCAUCCAGAACUAUUCGAAAGGCGUGAUGUAAGGUCGCCGUUUGCGAUGCAUGUCGACGACUACCACAUGCCUAAGUUAAUCGCAGAAGAUGGUAUAUUACUGCACAGUGUGCCGUCCACACGACACUUGUUGUACAACAAGUUGUCGAUACUGACCCCGCAGUAUGUACACACGAGUAUGGACGAUGGAAACUGUUUCAGUUUUACAAGAUUUAUUGAUCUUUCGCCUAUGGAGUUGUACAGGAUCAUGCUAUGUGGAUGGUUGUUAGCGAUAGAGCAUUUAGAGCAAUGUCAAGAGAAAUAUGAGAAAUUACGUCACAGACGCCAAUGGUGGCGGAAUUAUACUGACAGUUGUAUAAAACAGGAAUAUGAACAUAUAGACAUACCACCGGAUUAUUAUAAUAAAACAGAUAUUAAAGAUAUGUUACUUGUAUGUCCUGACGCUGAUAUAUUAAAGCAACGGAAACAUGAUAGUUUAUUAUGGAAUGAUUUAUUAUUCACAGAUCCUCGGUGGGUUGAAGGUGGUCCAUUCUAUGCGCACACUGAGCACUGUAUACACUUCAUGGCUGAGACUGUAGAGCACAGAGCAAUGAGGACUAAGAACUUGAAGACGGAAGGACAGUGUGAGAUGCUGCAAGAAAUAAAGACAGAGGAGGGCGGGGUGAUGUGCGUGGAGGCGGCGGAGCUGGCGCACGUGGAGCGCGCGCCGCUGCGCCGCGCAGACACGCCCACAGCGCUGCCUGCAUUCAUAUACACUGCACAGGAGAAGGUUAGUGCGCACACGCGUAUGUCGUUCGCGGUGUCGCGGGCGCACGCGCACCGCGAGGCGGCGCACCGGGGGGGCGGGGCCGCGCUGGCGCCGCUCGUCGCCCGCGCGCGCCCGCACACCGGCUGGGCCUCGCUGCAAGUACCCGAUAAGAAUCAGUUAGUGAGCGACGCGGGCAAGCUGACUGUGCUGGACUCGUUACUGAAGAGAUUGAAGGAGCGUGGACAUAGAGUACUGAUUUACAGCCAGAUGACCAAAAUGAUUGAUCUCUUAGAAGAAUAUAUGUGGCACAGAAAGCAUAAAUAUAUGAGAUUAGAUGGUUCAAGUAAAAUUUCCGCUCGUAGAGAUAUGGUCGCCGAUUUUCAGGCACGGACCGACAUUUUUGUGUUUUUAUUAUCGACGCGAGCUGGUGGGCUCGGUAUCAAUCUUACUGCUGCUGAUACUGUGAUAUUCUACGACUCGGACUGGAACCCGACGGUGGACCAGCAGGCGAUGGACCGCGCGCACCGCCUGGGCCAGACCAAGCAGGUCACCGUGUACCGCCUCAUCUGCCGCGGCACCAUCGAGGAGCGCAUCGUGCAGCGCGCCACCGAAAAGAGUGAAAUUCAAAGGAUGGUGAUAAGUGGUGGCAACUUCAAGCCGGACACGCUCAAGCCAAAAGAAGUGGUGUCAUUAUUGCUGGAUGAUGAAGAAAUUGAACUCAAAUAUCGUCAAAAAUCAGAGGAAAAGAAGUUAAUGGAGGAGAGAGAACGAAAGCGAAAACUAGGAAUUUUAUCACCUCAACCGGGUCCAGUGGAGGUGAAGCGGUCGCGGGAGUCCUCGGAGCCCGGCAGCCCGCUGCAGGUGGAUGAUGAUGACAUUUUGGUGGUUGACACCACGCCGCAUCCCUCCCCACUGCCGUACACGAACGUGCGUACUGGAUGGAGCGGCAUGCGUGCGGCGCGCGGCGCCCGGCGCGGCAGACCGCGCGGCUCGCGACACGCCUUCGCCCGCCGCGCGCCGCCCGCGCCCGCCGCGCCCCGCGCCGCCUCGCCCGCGCCC